Trichoderma harzianum CBS 226.95 is the source of this 852-nucleotide messenger RNA. RefSeq lists its product as hypothetical. Gene Ontology annotation, cellular component: nucleolus; striated muscle dense body; catalytic step 2 spliceosome. Bases 1 to 852 code for a protein of 283 amino acids. Gene Ontology annotation, molecular function: actin filament binding. The transcript is spliced from 2 exons. NCBI's taxonomy places the organism in Eukaryota, Fungi, Ascomycota, Sordariomycetes, Hypocreales, Hypocreaceae. The record is from RefSeq and is a predicted model, not a curated record.
AUGGUCAAGCCGCUGACCUUCAAGGGCGACAAAAAGACCAAGAAGCGGAAGCGCGCCGCUGCGGAUCGCGCCGACGACGACGAGCCCGGCGAGUCCAGCACCAGCAGGCAGCAGAAGUUGGUCAGGACCGACAGGGACCGCGACAACAAUGACGAGGACCAGCCCAACGACGACAGUUGGGUGUCUGCCGAUGCCGUCAGCGACGUCGUCGGGCCCGUCAUGAUUGUCCUGCCCACGGACAAGCCGUCGGCCCUCGCCUGCGACCCGAGCGGAAAGGUGUUUGCGCUGCCGAUUGAGAACAUUGUCGAUAAUAAUCCGACGAGCGCGGAGCCUCAUGAUGUCAGGCAGGUUUGGGUAGCGAACCGCGUUGCCGGCACCGAAAACUUUCGCUUCAAGGGGCAUCACGGAAGAUAUCUCGCCUGUGACAAGAUUGGCUUGCUCUCGGCCACCUCAGAAGCCGUCUCCCCCCUUGAAUCGUUCAACAUCAUCGCCACCGCAGACACCCCGGGAACCUUCCAGCUCCAGACGCUCCGCGACACUUUACUCACCAUCAAGCCGUCCACAUCGUCCAAGCCGAAUGCGCCGCCGGCCGAGGUCCGUGGCGACGCCGACUCCAUCACCUUCAACACGACGCUGCGCAUCCGCAUGCAGGCCCGGUUCAAGCCCCGCCUCAGGACGUCCAAGGAGGAGCGCGAAAAGUCAAAGAUUAGCCGCCGCGAGCUGGAGGAGGCGGCGGGGCGGAGGUUGGACGAGGACGAGGUGCGGAUGCUCAAGAAGGCUAAGCGGGAGGGCGACUAUCAUGAGCGGCUGCUGGAGAUCAAAGUGAAGAACAAGCAUGACAAGUUUGGUUGA